Messenger RNA from Lymnaea stagnalis (great pond snail), 3017 nucleotides. Lineage: Eukaryota; Metazoa; Mollusca; Gastropoda; Lymnaeidae. The record is from the annotation of a GenBank genome assembly.
CCUUGAUCAGUUUAUAAAUAAUACACAGGUUGGUGCCAAUGACAUUGAAAUAUUGAUCGUUUACAUAAAUUCUGGUUUGAGAGAUUCAUUCUUUUCUGGUUAUAUGAGGGCCAUUAUCAUGCUUAACUUAAGCAUAUACUAUUCAGGCUAGUUGACUAAGAUGAAGUAGGUCAUUUUUAACACUUACAUCACCAAGUCCCUAUUGAUGUUCUUUCCAUCAUCCUCAAGGCAGUUUGCAAUGGAUUUUUAAUAUUAUUUUCCCCAGAUUUCAGAAAUGUAUAUCCACUAGUAUUACUGCAUUAUCAAUUUUCAUGUAAAAUAUAGAUACUAUAUUGAAUUGGAAAAAUGAUUUGAAGUCACACACAAAAAUAUUUUAAGUUACUGGAAAUAGAAUUUAGAACAUCAGCUUGUCUGUGACAUGGAAGAGGAACAUUAUAUAAUUUUAACUUGAACUAAGAAGAGUAACUCAUUGAUUUUUAAUACAAAAAAUUUAAAAAUAUUGUGUGCCUGUCACCAGCGCUUUCAGGUUGUUGGGAAAAGAAUUUUAUCAUCUGUCCCAUAAACUAGCUGUUUUAACAGAGGGUGUUCAGUUAACCAAUUUUUUUGAGUUUUUGAAAAUCUAUAUUUUUUUAGAAGGUUGAUACCCUUUAAAAAAAAUAAAAGAUUGAGCCUAUGCUUUGUGAUCUUGUUUCCAGAGCAGUGUAAAGACCUAUUUACAACUUCUUAAAAAUCAAGAAAUAGUCCCCCAGAAGACUGGAAGAAUUUUGCGCAAGUAUGAGAUGACUGUUGUGCUAUUAUUAAUUUCUUUCUAAACACGAAAAUUUUGCAUAUGUAAUUGAUAUAUAGUUAACAUUUAAUUAAAGCUUUUAUCUUUUUUCUUUAUUAAUCUUUAAUAACAUUUAAAAACCUUUCCCGUGGCUGCUAAAUUAUUUUCUUAGCAGUAAUAAAGUUUGAAAAGGGCUCCUCAUUCUAAAAAAAUUGCUGACACCAUGGGCAACUGGUAGGUUGCAACCUUAAAAUUGUAUAUUGGUGUAGUGCUGAACUUAUUUAAAAGAUGGAUAGUUACCAAGCUACACAACAUUGCUUUUAAAAAAAAUUAAUACCGGUAGGAAAGGAAUGAAUCAGCUUACUGAACUAACUUAAAGAGUUUGGCGGAUAUAUUAAAUAAAUGAGAUAAUUUGUUCCUUUAUGGAUACCUCAUCUCUAUUGCUACACACUAAGCUAAUGAAGUCUUUAAAAAAUUUUCAGAAAUCCUCAGCCUGCGGAGGAUGUUGAAAUAAUUCAUGAUUCUGAAGCUCUGAAGAAAGUUUUUCAUCAAGUGAAGCUGCUACAGUUUCACACAGACUAUAGGCCACCUUACUAUGGAACAUGGCGAAAGCAGCCAAAACUCUUUCCACGAAAUCCAUGGAAAAAGGAUGAGGUUAUUUCAUUAUUUUAAAAAAUUUUGUUUGAAUUAUUUAUUUCCCUCCUUAAUCCAAGUCUUAUAAAAUUGUACAGAACUCCAUUUGGCUAUAAAUGUGGUUGACAUGUUUCAUUUUCAAUUUCAGUCUUUGUUUGACUAUGAGGUUGAUAGUGAUGACGAAUGGGAAGAAGAAGAACCUGGAGAAAGUUUAUCGUGUUCAGAUGUAAGUAUUUUUAAUAACAACCAGAUCUAUAAAAAUAGUUAUAUAUAAAAAAUUUUUUUAAUGAAUUUAAAAAAAAUUAUAACGGUAAAAGGUCCCCAUGAUUAUCUUUAUCCCAUUAACUAGAUAAAAUUCAAGGAAACAACCAGCAAAAAAGAAAUUGUAAUUUUUUUUAGUAAAUACCUUUGUCUUAAUUGUGGUACUUAAUUACCCUUGAACUUUUCAUCUGUUGACCUUUGACUAGAAUGUUCUUAAACUUCAUUAAUUAAAUUCUUGAGUUUAUUUGUCAUUUAAUAGAUAGGUUAUAGGUUUUUUAAAAGGUAAAACAUUGAAAUCAAUCCUUACAAUGCAACCUUUAUAAUCUAGUAAGUGUGACAUUUUCUGAAACUUACAUCCCAAAAAUCUUGAUGUUAUAUAAUUACUGAAACCUUUUUCUUUUUUUAACCAAUUGUUAUAAAAUCAUGAAUAAACAGGCUAUGAAUGAUCACCUUCUAUUCUUAAAAAUGUAUUUACAAUAUGUCACAGAUGUUAUUAUGAAUUUGAGAACCACUGAUAAGAGAUUGCUGAGCACAGUUAAAACCCUGUAUUUGCACUGUAGCAUGGAGGGUGGUGAAUUGGGAUGAAUAAGACUGGCCAAUCAGGGUGCUUGAUUUGGUCAUGUGAGUGAGCGGAAUAUUAACUUUGAGAAAGGAGUCGAGAUGAAAACUUUGAAUGGAGAGGAGAUAAGAUCUUGGGAUUAUAUGGAAAUAAUUUUUUUCAAAUUUAAACAUGUAACGAAACAAAAUAAGGUUUUUGAUUCCUGCACUGUUCCUGUUCAGAUGCAGUCAAUCAAUUCAGGGCAGUAAUAUUCCUCAAAUUUAGGAGUACAUUUUUAUAAUGAUUCUUGAAGAACAAAGUUUUACUUUGAAUUUGAUAUUCAUGUAACACACAGGGAGAAGAAGAAAAGGGGGAGGAAGUGGAUGAAGAUGAGGAUGAUGGAUGGAUGGUCCCUCAUGGUUACUUGUCAGAGGAUGAAGGCUGCAAUGAAGAUGAUGAGGUUAGCUAUUAUUAAGAUAAGAUUCUUUUAUUGAUCUCAAUAAAUGGAUAUGUUUUUUUAUAUUCAUUUUCAGAACAUAAAUAAAUACAUAAUAGAAACAAUGCAUUUUUUUAAAUUACAGAGGUUAUUUUAUCUCUUUAAUUUUUAAUGAAUAUUGUCUUAAUUUUUUAAUUAAAUUUUAUAAUUAAUUAAAUUGUGUUUUUUCAGUGGAAACUAAAAAAUAUUUUAUCUGAGGAGAUAUUUAAAUUUAUAAACUGUUAAAGAAAUACUUUUAUAUUCCCUUUUUUUAUCUUCAAAUAAAUUUCAGAUCACUCCAGAAAAGCUCAAACUUCAGCAGUUGGCUAAAGCUAAGGCUUGGG